Molecule: messenger RNA, 1606 nt
Organism: Cheilinus undulatus (humphead wrasse)
Lineage: Eukaryota; Metazoa; Chordata; Actinopteri; Labriformes; Labridae
Gene: mmp13b
Product: matrix metallopeptidase 13b
Exons: 11
Coding region: 1-1380 (459 amino acids)
Biological process (GO): collagen catabolic process; extracellular matrix organization; proteolysis
Cellular component (GO): extracellular matrix
Molecular function (GO): metalloendopeptidase activity; zinc ion binding
Source: RefSeq, a predicted model, not a curated record
AUGAUAGCUUUGCUGCUGCUGGCGCUGCUCCCUCACUCCUUUACUCUGCCUCUGACGCCUAAGGAUGAAGACAACCAGCUCUUAGCAGAGAAGUACCUCAGACGUUUUUAUGGCCUUCCAGUUGGUCUCCAAGGGCGGCGCGGACCAUCAGAAGCCUUUAAAACAAAGAUUGAGGAGAUGCAGAGAUUCUUCAAACUUAAGGUGACUGGAAAUCUGGAUGACAACACUUUGGACCUGAUGAAGCUGGCCAGAUGUGGUGUGCCAGAUGUUGGGGAGUACAACCACUUCCCUCGGCACCUUAAAUGGCAAAAAAACAAUGUCACUUUCAGAAUAGUGAAUUACACACCAGAUCUGAAACACUCAGAUGUGGACCGAGCCAUCCGUAAUGCACUGAAUGUUUGGGCUGAUGUUACACCGCUCACCUUUAAGAAGCUGCACAGUGGCAUCGCUGACAUCAUGAUCAGUUUUGGAUCAAAAGAGCACGGAGACUUUAAUCCUUUUGACGGGCCAAAUGGACUGCUGGCUCACGCCUACCCACCUGGUGAAGGUAUUGGAGGAGACACUCACUUUGAUGAGGAUGAACACUGGAGCAAAGACUCAUCAGCGUACAACUUGUUUUUAGUGGCGGCCCAUGAGUUGGGCCACGCCCUCGGUAUGUCCCAUUCCUCAGACGCGGGGGCCCUGAUGUACCCAAUCUACUCCUAUGCUACAGGCUUCCCACUGGCUGAGGAUGACAUUGAAGGCAUUCAGGCUCUCUAUGGUCCCAACCCAAACCACAAAAAAAGAAAGCCAAAGCCUGACGCACCAGACAAGUGUAACCCCAUGUUAACUUUUGAUGCAGUAACAGAGCUCAGAGGGGAGACCAUCAUCUUCAAAGACAGAUUCUACUGGCGUCUUCAUCCUCAGAUGCCAGAACCUGAACAGACACUGAUCAAGUCCACGUGGCCCUCCCUCCCCAACAAGAUAGACGCCGCAUACGAGUAUGCAGAGAAAGAUGUUGUCAUCAUAUUUAGUGGGAUCAGAAUGUGGGCUAUGAACGGAUAUAGCCUCGUGGAUGGUUACCCAAAGUACAUACACAAACUGGGACUUCCCAAGAAAAUAAGGAAGAUCGAUGCAGCCGUGCACAUUGGGGACACUGGGAAAACUCUGCUGUUCACUGACGAGGAUUACUGGAGUUAUGAUGAAGCAACAGGCACCAUGGACACCGGCUACCCACGAUCCAUUGAGGAUGAUUUUCCAGGGAUGGAUGAUGAAAUUGACGCUGCUUCUUAUCAUUAUGGGUACUUGUACUUCUUUCAUGAACAAAUGCAGUACGAGUACAGUUACAACGCAAGAAAGGUGAUCCGCAUCAUGAGAACUAACUCCAUUCUCAACUGCUGAAGAGCUGGCCUCCUUCUGUCAACACUGCUUUAUCAACAUUUAACGAAGAAUACGUAAAUACUCAGUUAUCUCCUCCUGAGACACACAGAGAUGAAACUUCAUGUGCAGAUAUGGGCAGGGACCGUUUUUAUUUUUUACUAGUGCUGGACACCUGUGGAUCAGACAACGAGCUCUGGAGAGUUUCUGAGAGAGAAGUACUCCGUUAGAUCAUUGUUAUUUAUUGCAC